Molecule: messenger RNA, 12408 nt
Organism: Gopherus evgoodei (Goodes thornscrub tortoise)
Lineage: Eukaryota; Metazoa; Chordata; Testudines; Testudinidae
Gene: ZZEF1
Product: zinc finger ZZ-type and EF-hand domain containing 1
Exons: 55
Coding region: 85-9285 (3066 amino acids)
Biological process (GO): protein ubiquitination; regulation of synaptic plasticity
Cellular component (GO): postsynapse
Molecular function (GO): zinc ion binding; calcium ion binding; ubiquitin-like protein ligase activity
Source: RefSeq, a predicted model, not a curated record
UGCCUGAGUUUUUACGACGCUUUUCUCGCUUUACGGUGGCGCGGCGGAAAAAGAAAACAGCGGUGGGUUGUCGCUGGUUAUUUCAUGACGACCGCACUCGACAACUUACGGCAGCGUGGCAACAGCGCCGCUUUCACCUCGCUGACGGCUCUCGCUUUACGGUCAUUUGGUAAAAACGCCGACCGGGGUGCUGGUUUUACGACGCCGGCUGUCGCUUGGCGGCAGUGUGACUCCCCUCCCUCCGGGAUUGACAGGUGUCGAGGGAGGCUGCUGACUAAGCCGGGUCCGUCGGAGGCGGCGGCUGCGAGCUCCUGGUUCAUGGGGAACGUGGCGAGCCACGGCAGCGAGGAGGAGGAGGGGGCUGAGGAGGAGAUGGAAGGGACGGCGGCAGCCGAGCAGCCCGGGGCUGCCUCUCCGCCUAGGCCGGGCCCGCUCCCUCCGCUACCCCCGGCCACGGUGCUGCUGGAGCAGGCCCGCCUGCGGGAGGCCACGGCCCGGCUGCGGGAGGCCGCCCCGCCCGAGUCGCUGGUGUCCCGGCACCACAGCACCCUGGUGCGCUGGCUGGAGGAGCGGCUGGGCCGCGGCGAGGAGGCCGUCAGCCUGGAGCAGUUCUGCGAGGUGCUGGAGAGCCGCGCCUCGGGGCCGGCGGCCGGGGCCCGCAGCGAGAGCGAGGAGGCCUUUGCACAGUUUGAUGCUGAGGGAGAUGGCACUGUGGAUGUGGAGAACAUGCUGGAGGCCCUCAAGAAUUCCAGUGGAGCCAAUCUUCAAGGGGAACUUAGUCACGUAAUCAGACAGUUGCAGGCUUGCUCUCUUGUUCCAGGUUUUAUUGACAUAUUUUCUGAAUCGAAAGAGCACCUUGGUCUUCAUGCGUCAAUGAUACUGAGAUUCUUGCAUCGAAACCGCAUUUCCAGUACUGUCAUCCCAUACCCAGUGUUGGAGUACUUCAAUAAUAUUUGUACUAUGCGGUCUUCAGUGCUGAAGGAUUCUUUAGAUAGGCUUCUACUAAAAGAAAAGGAAUGCUCUAGUGAUCUGAAUGGGAACCAAGAAAUGGACAAACUCAAAACUGUCACAAAGUGCUAUACUCACAUAGAAACCUCAUCCAACUCUGCUGACAUUGACAAGAUGACUAAUGGAGAAACCUCAUCCUUCUGGCAGUCAGAUGGGAGUGCUCGCUCACAUUGGAUACGUUUAAAGAUGAAACCAGAUGUUGUUCUGAGACAUCUGUCCAUUGCAGUGGCAGCUAAUGACCAGAGUUAUAUGCCGCAGCAGGUUACGGUGGCAGUUGGAAGGAAUGCCAGCAAUCUCCAGGAGGUCCGAGAUGUUCACAUUCCCAGCAAUAUCACUGGCUACGUGACAUUGUUGGAAAACGCUAACAUUAGUCAGAUGUAUGUACAGAUAAACAUCAAGCGUUGCCUUAGUGAUGGAUGUGAUACUAGAAUCCAUGGACUCAGGGCUGUUGGCUAUCAAAGAGUUAAGAAACUUGGCAUCUCAGUGUGUGAUGCUUCAGCUAUCUGGUAUUGGUCUUUGCUGACCUCGUUGGUAACAGCUUCCAUGGAGACCAAUCCAGCAUUUGUUCACACUAUCCUACAAAAUACUCAGAAGGCAUUGGAACACAUGCCACCACUGUCCCUGACGUCGGGUUCUACAGACUUCUCAAGCUUCUUAUCUCCCAAUGUUUUUGAGGAAGUAGAUAGUUUUCUCAUAAGAAUAACCAGUUGUUAUGCCACUCCAGAGGUUGAACUUACAUUGUUGGCUUUUGCCCUAGCCAGAGGGAGUGUUGCUAAAGUGAUAAGUUCACUUUGUACUAUCACUGAUCAUCUGGACACACGAUACAAGGCUUCUUCACUCAUCUCUUCCAUGGCAACUGUUAGACAAAACCUGCUUUAUAAAUAUGGAAAACCGCUACAGCUAACCCUUCAGGCAUGUGAUGUGAAAGGAAAGGAAGAUAAAUCAGGGCCUGAAAAUCUCCUUGUUGAGCCAUGGACAGGGGAUGGUUUUCUUACUGAGACUGGAAAGACCAGAGCAAGUAUCAUUCUUUCUUCGGGAACUGAAUCUUCAUUCCAGGUGACACAAAUUAGAAUAAAGGUUCGGAAAGGUGCUAUUGGGGCCCAGUGUGGGUUGGUGUUUGCUUAUAACAGCUCUUCUGAAAAAUUUCAUGCAGAGGAACAUUUUAAAAAAUUUGAAAGUUAUGACAAGUGGAAGCUACAAGAAUUCAGGCAAUUUUUAAAAAACAGAAGUGAUUGUUCAUAUGAUGAACUGGGAGAGGAUGAUCCUGUUGGCUGGUUUGAGGUGGAAGAAGAAUGGGAUGAAGUGGAGGUCAAAAUGCAGCAGUGCAGAAUUUCCCAAUAUUUAAUGGUGAAGUUCUUGUGCACAAGGCAAGACACAGCAGAGCGCCUAGGAGUUCAAGGCCUGAAUGUUCUGGGAUAUCUUCGGCCUGUGGUAGGGGAGCCCAACAGAAGCACGAACUGUCUGAAAUGCAAAGCAACAGAUGACAGCAUUUGUGGAACAACCCUUCUCCUGAAGACACUUCAUUUCAUCCAACAACUUGCACAGGACUUGGUUCAACAGAAAGAAAGUGGAUUAAAGUACAGAUCAUUCUUGGACUUCACAGGCCUUGACUUGCAACUUUUCUGGAAUUUUUACAAUAAACUACACCAAAACCCAAGGGAAGAAUGUCUCUUUGCCCAGACUGUGCUGCUACAGCUUCUUCAAAGCUGCUUCUCUGUGCUUACUGGAAACAAUAAAACUAUUAAAUCUCAGGAAGCUUCUCAAAGCAAAAUUUCUGGCCAAACAGAAGCUGCAGUAGAGCUCUACAGGCAUUUGUGUGAAGUAGUGGACGUGAGUGAUAGCAACUUCACACCCAUGACUAUGCUAAAGCAGGAAGUUAAGAACACAUUGCUCAAUGGAGCAGCUAUCUUCUUCCCAGAUAGACAGACCAGACGGGACCAGCUCUUCACCAUGAUGAAAAACAUCACAGAACAGGAACAUAAGCUAUCUGUGCAGCUCACCUUCAGAUCCCUGUGUAUGUACUUCAGUGAUCAGGAUCCAGGUGGACUUUUAUUGUUACCAGAUAAGGAAGUUUCUGAGGACUUUGACAUCAGCCAAGUGCUGUCAGUCAUGGAUACCCUUCUGCUGGUGGCAGCGAGAGAGUGUGAAAUGAAGAUGCUGGAUGUUGCCCAGCAGGAGAGUGGCACAGUGUUGGCAUCCUUAUUCUGGUCUGUACAGGGAAGCCUCCUUUCAUGGUGCUACCUACAACUUAAGGGCAAUGAUGAUACAGCCAAGAGUCUUGCCAUGGAAAUUCUUAAAAAAUAUGUGGGCCAGUUCCUAACAAAUAUCAGAACAAUUUUAGAAUCGCUUUUGUCCCAAUACAGCGGCAAACAUAUAGUAGAAAAAUUAAGUAACUCUGUUUUUGCCAUGGCAACCCGUCAGCUGGUGACUUUCUUGUUGGAUUUCUGCACUUUAGACAUUCCACACUGUACCCUACUUCAGGGUUUCAGUACCCUGACCCAGCUGCUGAGGAAUCUUUGUAGUGAACCUGGAGAAAGUCUUAAUAAGGUGGACAUGGAAAGCUGGCAGCAAGAACAACCCGUGGUGCUGCGAACAUGGACAAUGGAAUCUCCUCAUAACUAUGAAAAUAAUUGCCAUGAGGUCUCAGUCUUCCUUUGUCCUGGGGCAACUUACUUUGAGGUGGAAUUUGAUGAAAAAUGUGAAACAGAAAGGAGAUAUGAUUAUCUGGAGUUUACUGAUGCCAGAGGUGCAAAAACUCGUUAUGAUACAAAGGUUGGCACCGAGAAGUGGCCCAAGAAGGUGACCUUUAAGGCUGGCCCACGGCUGCAGUUUCUCUUUCACUCUGACAGCAGUAAUAAUGAGUGGGGCUACAAGUUCUCCAUCACUGCUUAUGGCCUCCCAGAUGUUGCAGUUUCUUGGGGCUUGGAUUUACAGCUGCUUGUAUCCAGGUUGAUGGGGCGCUUGGCUUCACGGAGUAUGGCACUGAAAUCCCAACUGGAGCUAGGUUGUGAAGCAGAGCUGCCUCCUUCAAAAGUGACAUCAGUUCUUAAUUCUCCUUUAUGGAAACCUGUCUUCAGGCAUCAGAUGUGUCCUGAGGCGACUUUGGAAGCAAAUGAACCCAGUCAAGUGCACCAAAAUAAAGAGACUAAGAACUCUCAUGUGGAUGACUGCCAUAACUUUCUUCUCGACUUUGCAAAAUCAGAUCCUUCCCAGGAUUUCUGUGGGCAAAAUUCUGAGCUUUUCAAAGGACUUAUACAGGCAUGUAAAAAACAGGCCCCAAAGACAGAUAUAGUUGCUGGUUCCACUGUUGAUCAAGCUGUGAACGCCACAUUUGCUGCUUUGGUGUAUCUCACUCCAGAUUUAUAUGGGAAACUACAAAAAUAUGUCAUCAGUGGAGGCAAGAUGCCUCUGAAUGAGGAGUUUGCACAAGUAUAUUCUCUGGCUGAUGGGAUUAGAAUAUGGAUGUUAGAAAUGAAGCAGAAGUUCCUGGUGGGUAAAGGAAAUGAUACAGUAGAGAAACAGAAUAUAGAAACAAGUGAAGUGAACCCAGAAAUCCUUGCAAAACAGUGUAUUCAGAAGAGCUUAUUGUUGUUAAAAUUUUUGCCUGUGAGAGCAAAGGCAAAAGAUCUUGCUUCUGAUAACUGGGAUGCUUCAAAAGUAGAGGAUGUCCAACAGUACCACGCUGAUAAACGUCAAAGGACUAGUUCUGUCGUAGAAGCAGAUUUUCAAGCAGCAAACUCAUUGUCUUCAAAUGGAGUAAUUCACCCUGCUUCUGCAGAAAGGGGUCGAGUGGUAGACUCUGACACAAAGAUUAAGCAAGCACCAGACCCACCCCAGACAGAAGUAGCCUCUGAAUCUCCAAGUAAGCCUCUUGAAAAUACAGUUUCACAGCAAGAGGACACAGCAUCUCCUCCCUCCACUCCAACUCGCAAAUCUCAGUUCAGCCGUGGAAGACUAAGGCUGCUAUCUUUUAGAUCAAUGGAAGAGCCUAAAUCAGUGCCUACUGUGAAGGAGAAAUAUCCUGUACUGAAAAAUAUAUUAGACUUUAUUAAGGAUCAAUCACUUUCCCAUGAAAGUAUUUUAAAGGUCCUUGCUUUGAGGAAAGCCCAAGCCCAAAGUAUCCUAGAAGUGCUGAAGACAAUCCUCCAUUGUUUAGAAUCUCUUGGGCAGCCGCACUGUUUCCAUCCACCUUGUGUACUCUUUCUCUUGGAACUUCUGGCCUGCCAGAAAGACUUUACAAAUUAUUUUGGACACUUGGAAGGUUGUGGUGCUGAACUGCACAAAGAAAUUAGAGAGUCCUACUAUCAGCUUGUUCUGUUUUUGGUCAAUGCCAUGAAGGGAUUUAACAGCAUUAAUGACAGAUCAUUGCUCCCUGCCUUAUCCUGCGUCCAGACAUCCCUCCUUCACCUCUUGGAUAUGAGCUGGGAACCAAGUGAUCUUUCCUUUUUUGUUGAUAUACAAUUACCACUUCUUCUUAUGACUAUGUCACAAGAAAACAUAAGUAUUCAUGACAGCGUAAUUUGUCAGUGGAGUGAAGAAGAUGAGAUUGCAGACUACAAGCAAAACUCUGAGUGGAUGGAUGAAUGUCAGGAUGUAGUGUUUGAGACCUGGUAUGAAAAGAUAGCCCAAGCUGACCCAGAGAAACAGAGAAAGAUGCACAUGUUUGUUGCUCGUUACUGUGACCUAUUGAAUGUGGACAUAUCAUGUGAUGGUUGUGAUGAGAUUGCACCCUGGCAUCGCUACCGCUGUUUGCAGUGCAAUGACAUGGAUCUAUGUAAAACUUGUUUCCUAGGUGGCGUUAAACCUAAAGGUCAUGAGGAUGACCAUGAAAUGGUUAACAUGGAAUAUGCCUGUGAUCAUUGCCAAGGGGUUAUUAUAGGUCGACGGAUGAACUGCAAUGUGUGUGAUGACUUUGAUCUUUGCUAUGGGUGUUAUUCUGCAAAGAAAUACUCUGACAGUCACCUUCCCACUCACAGCAUCACAAUAUAUCCGAUGGUGACCAUUCGAAUCAGUGACCGACAGAGACUCAUCCAGCCUUAUAUCCACAACUAUUCUUGGCUGCUGUUUGCUGCCUUGACACUCUACUGUGCAGACUUGGCAAGUGGGGAUGAAGUAGGAGAGAAACUUGAUUCGCAGAUUCUCAGUCAUGCUAGAGUUCUGCAACAUCAAUGUAUACAGCUCAUUGGAGACUGCCUGAUGAAAGCACAGCAUGGAAAAGGUUUGAAAGCUUUAGCUCUCCUCUGCAUGCUGCCAGACGGUGAAUCUUUCUCAGAAAAUGAGACCUCUCCUGUCAGCCCUCCAACAGAUGGCGCUAUAGAGGGCCAUGCUGGUGUUAAAGCAGCGCAGGGAAUGAAUAAAAAGCCAAGGACAGGCUCUUUUGUACAUAGCAAUGAGAAAGGAGAUGUUUCUGAUGAAAUUCAGUCUUCUGUAGAAAAAAAAGAAAGCCAUAGCAAUCCUUCUAAUGCUCCUUUAUCAGAGGAAGAUGUUUUGAGACAGGAUUCAGAGACACUGGCUCUUAAUUCUAUAGACAAUAACAUAUCUUCAGGUCUUCCAGAUGCUGAAAAUUCAGAAGAUUCAUCCCAAAAGCAGGCAGAGAAGGCUCUAAUGCCUAGCCAGGAGCAAGUCUUUGCUGAAUGCUCUCAGAAGAGGAUUCUUGGCUUGCUGGCAGCUAUGUUACCACCUUUCAAAUCUGGAUGCACAAUGUCUUUGAUUAACCUGGAACAGAUCCUCCCACUGAUGUUUCAGGUUGUAAUCUCCAAUGCUGGCCACUUAAAUGAAACCUAUCAUUUAACCCUGGGUCUUCUGGGCCAGUUAAUUCUGAGACUUAUGCCUGCAGAAGUCGAUGCUGCAGUGACAAAGGUCCUUUCAGCCAAACACAGCCUGUUUGCAGCAGGAGAUGGAUCUACAGUGCCAGAAGGCUGGAAGACUACUCAUCUUCUGUUCAGUCUGGGAGCCGUAUGCUUAGACAGCCGUGUAGGUCUGGACUGGGCAUGCUCCAUGGCAGAAAUUCUUCGAGCUUUGAACUUCUCUGCACAGUGGCAUCGUGUGAUUGCAGCUUUCACAGACCAUUGUAUUAAGCAGCUGCCCUUCCACCUAAAACACACCAAUAUCUUCACCUUAUUGGUACUUGUUGGAUUUCCAGAGGUGCUGUGUAUGGGAACUCGCUCUGUGUACGUGGAUAAUGCCAAUGAGCCUCAUAAUGUAAUUAUCCUAAAGCACUUCACUGAGAAGAACAGAGCGGUUGUUGUAGACAUCAAAACCCGGAAAAGGAAAACAGUAAAAGACUACCAGUUGACUCAGAAAUGUGAACAAGAAAGCACUGAAUCCCAAACUCAGCUGAGACAGUAUCGCCAGCAUUUUGCUUUUAUAACCAGCCACCUUUUGCAGACCAGCAUGGACAGUAGCUAUGCAGAGGCCGUGGAAGCCACCUGGGUCUUGUCUCUCGCUCUUAAAGGAUUGUACAGAACACUUAAGACUCAUGGUUUUGAGGAGAUCCAAGCAGCCUUUCUUCAGUCUGGCUUACUUAAGCUGCUGGUGAAGAAGUGCAGCAAAGGAACUGGUUUCAGUAAGACAUGGCUUCUCAGAGACUUGGAGAUUUUGUCAAUAAUGCUGUACUCCUCAAAGAAGGAGAUCAGCUCCCUGGCUGAACGUGAGGAUAAAGACCUAGAGGAAAGGGACCGAGAUCAGGACGUGGACCAAUCCAUCGGUUCCAUUGAUCUGGAUCAGAGCAAACUUGAUCCUCUAGAGGGCUUGGAUGAAGCAACCAAAAUAUGUUUCUUGAUGACGCAUGACGCACUUAAUGCACCUUUACAUAUUCUUCGUGCCAUGUAUGAGCUGCAGAUGAAAAGAACAGAUUCUUUCUUCCUGGAAGUUCAAAAGAGGUUUGAUGGAGAUGUAAUUACAACAGAUGAAAGGAUCCGAACACUGGCCCAGAAAUGGCAACCCAGCAAGCGUUUGAGAUUGGAAGAGCAGAGUUCGAAAGCAGUGGAUACAGACAUGAUCAUCUUACCAUGUUUGGCUUGUGCUUGUCUCUUGCAGUCAAAACCUGUACUUUGUGAUAAAGCCACUGAAGAAUCCAAUCCCAUUACCCAGAAACUGAUAACCAACACGGAGAGUGUUCUCCAGCUUAGCUAUGCCAAACAGCGUCGCACCAAGAGUUCCAUACUCUUGCACAAAGAGCUGGAUUCCAGGAGCAAAAAAGCUGUGCGGGAUUACCUGUAUCGGGUGAACGAGGCUACUGCUGUUCUGUAUGCCAGGCAUGUACUUGCCUCGUUGUUGGCUGAAUGGCCUGAUGAUGUGGCAGUAAAUGAAGACAUCCUGGAGCUCAGUGGGCCAGCGCACAUGACUUACAUUUUGGACAUGCUUAUGCAGCUAGAGGAGAAGCAGGUAUGGGAGAAGAUCUUGCAGAAAGUGCUGCAUGGAUGCAGUGAGAGCAUGUUGGGAACAAUGGCACUGACUGCCUGUCAGUUUAUGGAGGAACCUGGAAUGGCAAUCCAAGUGCGGGAAUCAAAACAUCCUUAUAACAACAAUACUAACUUUGAGGAUAAAGUUCACAUCCCUGGUGCUAUCUAUCUCUCAAUCAAAUUUGACUCUCAGUGUAAUACAGAAGAAGGUUGUGAUGAAUUAAUCAUGUCCAGCAGCAGUGAUUUUCAACAGGAUCGGCACAGUUUCAGUGGGUCUCUGCAGAAGUGGACUGAUUUUGAGCUUCCAGGAGAUACAUUGUAUUAUCGAUUUACCUCUGACAUGAGUAAUACUGAAUGGGGUUACAAGUUUACAGUGACAGCAGGUCACCUUGGAAGGUUCCAAACAGGAUUUGAGAUUCUGAAACAAAUGCUAUCGGAGGAAAGGGUGGUUCCACAUCUCCCACUAGCCAAAAUCUGGGAAUGGCAGGUAGGAGUAGCAUGCCGCCAGAUUGGGCACCAGCGUUUAAAGGCCAUACACUUACUCCUGAAGAUAGUGCAAUGCAGCAACCGCAGGGACUGUGACCUCACCUUGUUAAAGCCACUCUGGCAGCUUUUCACCCAUAUGGAAAAUAACCUGUGCCAUGACAUGACCAAGCCUGGUAUUCUUCUUCUUCCUCUUCAUCGUGCACUUACGGAACUCUUCUUCGUUACAGAGAGCAGAAUGAAUGAGCUUGGAUCUCUACAGGACUACUUGCUUGCCUUAAAUACUGAAGAGCAUCUUCAUCGUUGCACAGCACAGGCCCUGAAAAACAUUGCUGCUAUCAGCCUUGCCAUUAACUAUCCAAACAAAUCAACAAGUCUCUGGAAUGUUUAAUACUGGCUCAUGGCCGGAGUGCAUGUCAUAGAAUAGUUUGUCCAUAGAAACCUUGGAACAAACAUCAUCACUCUAUUCAGGAAAAGUUCCUUCAGCUUCAGCAUAUGGGUACUCUGCAGCCUUCCUUCCUUCCACUUGGAUGUAGAAUUUGUAAAAAUAAAAGCGCACUUCAUAGAAAAAGCACAUUUUGAAGUAACUCACGCAUCACCUACAGUUACAUACGCACAUAUUGUAGCAUGUUAAAGUAAACAGAAAAGUAUUUUUUUAUUCAGAGUGUGAAUGGGAGAAGAUUUCUGAAGUAUGAGAAUGGAGAAGGCUAUCUGUUCCAAGUAAAACCGAGUGACUAUAACUGGAAGGGAUAGCUUGAAAAGUUUUGGUGAACUUAUGCUAGUGCACCGGCAGCAUCCAUUUUUCACUGGAAGUAAAAUUGGUGAAGAGGAAUCUUGGUGGACUGUGUAAGAGUAAAAAUGGCCCACUCUUGAAACCUGCCAUGUUUCACUUUUGCUUUGAAAGGCACUACCCAUGGAGAAAAUCCUGCAGCAACUAACUCAUUGCUGAACUUUAGGUUUUAAAACAAAUAUAGAGAGAUUCAAAGGGCAGUUAAGAUUCCAAUGGCAGAGCACCCUUCUGAGAGGUGAAAGCCUCUAUUCUUUUGGUUUGAUCAACUGAUCUUACUCUACAUUGUCUUAAAUAUGUACAAUGCAUUGUUCUGGUUUAGUUCAGAAAUCACAAUGGCUCCCUUGGAGUAGCUUUCGAAGAGAUGGUAUGAGAAGCAGAGAAGCACUGGCUGUGAUGCAUAACUUAUAUGUUUCUCAAAGAUGGCAUCUUUUCAAGAAAUUAUUCAUGGCAUAUUCUUUGCUACUGGUGGCCCAGGAGCUCCUUCUGGUGAACAUUGGGAAACCCUGAUUCCCAGCAUCAAGGGAUGAUGGAAGGGGGGUUAGUGAUUAACCCAAUUUAUCUCAUAUAGCAAUAACUGCAUUACUCCUGCUGAAUGUGGAAUAAAUAGCAGACCUCUGUGUUGAAAUAAAUUGGCUUUAAUCUUGCCCAAAUUUGCUGGUUAUUCCAUUUCCAAAGAAGACUGCAAAGAGCUUAAAGGGUUGUGGGGCUACAUUUUGUGUGUGCUAAUUGCCUGUUUGGUUUUGUUGAAUGUAAAAUCUGCAAAACUUUUAUUGUGCUUAGAUUCUUUUUUUCCCAGAAUGAAAUGAUGAAGAAAGCAUAACCAGAUGCAUCUGAAGUAGAGACUGGAAAGCUGAUCAAAAUGGCAUCAGGACAAUGACUGUGUUUGAACUGAGUGUUGUGUGCACUGGCUUUAUUUGUCCAAAAAGGCCAGCAGCUAGCACUGUCCUAUGUAUAGGAGCCCUGCAUUUAGGAAUAGUCUAUGGAAUGGUGCUCUUCCAGCCACCUGGGACUUGGGAGUAUCUUAAAGGCGGUGCUAUUUCCCUCUGGGAGGGAAAUGUGCAAUGGGCUUUAGUGCCCCCAUGUUUUGGAUGGUCGUUGGUGCUGCAGCCUUGGAAGUAGCCGGUUGGCUCCUAUUCCAUUAGGAGAAUGCAAGGCCAGUGCUAUUGUGGGAGAGAAGUUUAAAUUGGAAAGAAUACUCUGAAUGAAGGGGUUAAAAACUGAAGACCCUCAUUGGCCCCAGAAGUUGCAAUCACUGUCUUCCGGAGAUGGGAUGACUCUCGUAGUAAAAGCAAAUCCCAGAGUGUAGGAAGAACUUGUCCUCUGCCCAAGUUUGGAAAAAGGCAGAGAAAUGCAUACUCGUCUGAAAACUUUCUUGCAGUGUAACAUAAUGAAAGUUCAGAGUGUGAACAGGAGAAGAUUUCCUUUUCCUUUCCAGGGUGAGAUACUGUUGAGUACUAAACAUGAGAUUUACUUGUAUCAUAACUUUUAACUCAUAGGUAAAGGAAUUUGCAAUCUUAUUCUUUGGUUCCCUUUUAGUGAUGUCUUUAAGUUUUGUAAUCUGGCUGCAGGAGAGGCCAGGAGCUUCCCUGAUAAAACCAAAUGCAUGUCUCCUAACAGUGUGAACUCCUACUGGAGUAUCUGGGGUGGGGGCGGGGUUAUUACACCAAAACUAUGAUCAUCUUCUGAAGUCCACUUUAAUGAACAGUGUGUAUUUUAUCAAAGGGUCAGAUGAGCAUUUUAAAACUGCUGCUCUGGGACCGUGUGGAUUUCCUACACAUUGUCUUGGAAUAAGUCCCUGGCUAAUUGGUAAAUCCCUGGUGAUAGGUUGAUUGUGUCGUAUGUAAGGCAUGCGAUGCGCUGUUGAGAUCUGCCUAAGCUUAUUUACGAAAGUUUUUUUCCUCUUUUUACAUCAGGUUUACAGACUAUACAGAGAUCCUUCACUGAUCCUGUUAUGGCGUUUCCUCAUUCUUAUUCUUUUUCUGUUGCACUGUAUUUUUACUUUCUAUAUAACAGUAUGCACAAAGGUUGUAGGAAUGACACAGGAACGGCCAAAGUUUCUAUCUUAGGCAUACCACUUACUACCAUACCACUUGCCAGUCAGCCAUCUUGCUCUCAAAGGGCUACAAGUGGCAUUAGCUGCUACAUAUUCUUUCCACCCACUAGAUGGAAGUGAAGGACUGUCCCCUGGCUUGACACUGAGUCUUUCACUGCCUUAAAACUUGCUCCUUCAUUGUGGGUUUUUAGGGGGCAAGAAAUAUUGAUUUUUUUUCUAUCAUGUAAAAAGGGGAGGAGGCGUAACCAAACGAAUUGAAUAUUUGUGACCAAUAGCUUUUUGAAAUCCUGCAGCAGUUCCAAGUGGAUGCGGAUGAUUUUAUGGAGUAGUACAAAGCUGGCUUGGAAAACAGGUAUGCUGAAGAAAAAAAAUGUGCCUAAUUAAAAACUGAUUGUGUCCUGAAUCACAUAUGAUGUAUUUAAAACAAAUCACAUUGUUCCUAAUGAUACAUGUGACUUGUUUUCAUUAAACACUUUAAAAGGUUUUUAAUUUUUUUUUCUUACGGGUUUACUACUUUGCAAUUUUUAUCGGUUUUGGUUGUUUGAAAUAGAUCAGACCUUUUAGAUUUAUUCCAGUUCAGCUCAACAUGUAACAAGAAAGUUAUAGAUGUGGAUAAAAUAUGCAAAUGAAGAGAAAUAUAUUGUAAAAAUUCUAUAAAAAGUACAACACUG